Molecule: messenger RNA, 2544 nt
Organism: Erythranthe guttata (spotted monkey flower)
Lineage: Eukaryota; Viridiplantae; Streptophyta; Magnoliopsida; Lamiales; Phrymaceae
Source: RefSeq, a predicted model, not a curated record
UAAGUAUCCAUACUUUUUGGCUCCAAAUCUAUGUAUCUUUUCCAACUAAAAUUAUCAUUUUACUUAAUAUUAAUUUUAUGGAAAAAUUAUUUAAUUGUUUAGAAAAACAUUUGGUUCUUAUCUUAUUAAUAAAAGUAAAGUUGCUCCUGAUAAACUCUUGAGAUUUAAAGGCAUCAUUGAUUUAACUAAAUUUACUGAGGCCUCUUGUUGGUGAUAAAGAAGAAAAUUCGUCAAACUUCUACAUUAACUAAGAUAAGAUAAAUAUAAAAUCAUAUUGAAUCAAAAACAUAAAAUUAAAUUAAUAAAUAUUGUAAAAGACGUUAUGGAUGGAGGAUUAUCAUCGAUGCAUAUAGCAAAACAUCAAAAUGAAUUGAAACUUCAGUUUUGUCGUUUUUAUUAAACUUUACUUUGUAUUAAUUUUAUUUCAAUUUCAUGCACCAAAAAUCUAGUUAUUAUAAAAAUUGAAUUUUAUGUUCCAUUAAUUUUAAUUUCAAUCUGGUGCCAGGUGUCAAAUUAUUAGUACAAUCUAUUGCUUAGGGGCUAUAGCAAAUUGUCCAUCAAAUAAUGGUCCUUAAUAGGGACUUGUAGCUAAUUUUCCUUUGUUUUUGUUUUUUCUAAUUUUGAAAUUGUCUGUUUUCAGUAAAAAACAGUUUGUAUUUAGCAAUCCUCAUUAAAAGUAACGAUCAACUGCUCAAUCUGACGUGUGAGCCCUUCACUCGCCGCUCGAUAAUCCCUAUUACUCACUGAGUCACUUCUCAUCUCUCUCUCUCUCUCUCAAUCAAACGGAACAAAGGGCUAAUCACUCUGCCGCAAAUGGCGGUGCCGGGUGACGGAGGAACAAAACCCCACUCAAUCGCCGCGGAGGAGAAGUGCGCGUGCGGCUCGAACAACUGCGCCGGAUGCACUCGGCGGCGAUCUUCGAGCUCGAAUCUGCCGUCAUCGUCGUCGUCCUGCUCCCUCCUCAGCUUCGAAUCGUAUCCAGUUCAGGAUUACGAUAAGCCAUGGCGAGUCUACACUGCCUCCGUUAAGGGCUUCGCUAUCGGCGCUGGACUCAAAGGCGGACUCGCCAUUUUCGCUCUCCUCACGCGCCUCCGCCGCCGGCGGUUGCUCUCUUCAUCGAAGAAAGUAGAGAUGACGUCAAUUAGCGCCGAUGUGAUUUUGGCUUUGAAAGAGACUCUGAGAUACGGAUUAUUUCUCGGUACAUUCGCGGGAACAUUUGUUUCUGUUGACGAAAUUAUUGCUGCUUGGGGCGGUCACCGUAGGACGGCGAAAUGGAGGGCUUUGCUGGCUGGUGCAAUAGCAGGGCCGUCGAUGCUGCUGACUGGGUUGAACACAGAGCACACGAGCUUGGCUAUUUACAUUUUCAUGCGUGCGACUGUGUUGGCUUCACGAUGUGGGAUAAAAAGCAAGAGAUUCGGUCGUAUAUGUAAGCCUCUAACAUGGGUGCAUGGAGAUAUUUUCCUUAUGUGUCUCUCCUCUUCCCAGAUUCUGUCAGCUUACAUAUUGAAGCAAGAUAGUUUGCCUCCGUCUUAUAAGUCAUUUCUCAAUAAACACGGGGCAAAGGAUGCUGUCAUCCUGAACGGCGUGAGAGAGAUUGCAUCUGGACUGCCUUUCUCAAAUCUCGGAGCAAUAGAGAAAUUCUACAAGUCCAGUGGUGUUGAUGUUAAACUUGAUCCACAAAUGAAGAUUCCUUGCUCGAUUGUCCAUGGGAAUCAAUCAUGCGGGACGCAUUUUUUUUCCUUUCUUCUUCAAGCCUAUAAAAGAGCACUACCAGUUUAUCUUCCAGUCUAUUUAAUUCCAGCUCUGAUUGUACAUCGUAAAGGUCUCCUCAACAGUCCGUUCAAAAUUUUAUGGAAAGGUCUGUUUGGCACUGCGAGGUCAAGCUUGUUUCUCUCAAUGUAUUGCUCAUCUGCCUGGAUAUGGACAUGCAUCCUGUUCAGGAUUCUGAAGAGAUGCAACAUUCCAAUGGUGGCGAUAGGAACGUUUCCGACUGGUAUAGCUCUAGCGAUCGAGAAGAAGAGCAGAAGAAUAGAGAUAUCUCUAUACUGCCUAGCAAGAGCAAUCGAGAGCUUCUUCACGUGCAUGGGUGAUGUAGGGCACUUGCCUCAAUCGAAAAACUUGAAAAGAGCUGAUGUUGUUGUCUUCAGCGUAUCAACAGCAAUUAUAAUGCACUGUUACGCAAUGGAGAGAGACGUUUUCCGAUCAAAGUACCUCAACGUUCUCGAUUGGGUGUUUGGUGUUCCUCUUCCACCCUAUGAAGCUACUCCGCGUAAGAGAAAAUAACAAAUCACUGCACAGGUUGUAUAAAAGCUUCAAAGAAGAUCUUGUCUGGAAAUUUGUUUGAAGAAUUACAUUUAUUUGUUUGUGUACUAGGUUUACAGAUAUAGAAUAUGUAAUGUAGGUUUAUAUUAUGAAAAGAAUACUGUAUUUGUUUCUUUUAACAGUGGGAAAAUCUAAAGCUACUCAUAUUGUACAAUGUACCUUCAUUCCUAUGUUAGAUUUUUUAAUAUAUAAAAAGAAGAAACGCUCGGUCAACUUAAGAAA